CUGGUGCUGGACAGCGAGCGCGCAGCACGACCAGACGGUUCCGCCGCCCAACAUGUCAGUCAAUCCGCGCAAGAGAAAGGUCGUCACCAAGGCGCCGCCGCCGCCGCCGGAGAGCGAGUCGGAGAACGAGCUGGGCGACGGGCUGCUCGACGGCAUCCUGUCGCAUUCCGAGGACGAUUCCGAGGGCAGCGGGGAGGACGAGGAAGAGGGACGACGACGACGACGACAGCAACACAACAACAACAACAGCAACAACGACGACGACAUCCGCGAGCAGAUGCGCAACCUCAAGACGUCCGACGGCCACCACACACACAAUGGCGAGCUGGACGCCGACGACGAAACCCUCGAGCCAAACUACACUGUCCACACGGACGCCAACGGCAACACGCGCUACAUGUACCACGAAAUCGACCCCGUCUACGAGUCGGACGACUCGGACGCCGAGCAGACCAACACCAUUGGCAACAUUGACCUCAAGUACUACGACGAGUUCCCGCACAUUGGCUACGACAUCAACGGCAAGCGCAUCAUGCGUCCGGCCAAGGGCGACGCCCUCGACGCCCUGCUGGACAGCAUCGACAUCCCCAAGGGCUGGACCGGCCUGACGGACCCGGCCACCGGCCAGCCGCUGAACCUGACCGACGAGGAGCUGCGCGUGCUGCACAAGGUCGCCCGCAACGAGGUCAUCGAGGACGGCUACGACCCGUACCCGGACAUGAUUGCCUACUUCUCCGGCGUCAACCAGGAGGUGAUGCCGCUCAGCGCCGCCCCGGAGCCCAAGCGCCGCUUCGUGCCGUCCAAGCACGAGGCGAAGCGCGUCAUGAAGAUUGUCAAGGCGAUCCGCGAGGGCCGCAUCGCCCCGUACAGGCCGCCCGAGGAGACGGACGAGGCGGACCAGUUCACGUUUGACGUGUGGGCCGACGAGAAGCCGCGCGACGCGCACUCGAUGCACCUCGCGGCCCCCAAGCUGCCGCCGCCGGGCUACGACGCCUCGUACCACCCGCCGCCCGAGUACCUGCCCGACAGGGCCGAGGCCGACGCCUGGCUCGACCAGGACGACGAGGACCGCGAGCGCGAGUUUCUGCCCAAGAACUACGAGGCCCUGCGCAAGGUGCCCGGCUACGACGCCUUCGUCAAGGAGCGCUUCGAGCGCAGCCUCGAUCUCUACCUCGCGCCCCGCAUCAGGCGCAACCGGCUGAACAUUGACCCCGAGUCGCUCCUCCCCAAGCUGCCCGACCCCGAAGACCUGAAGCCCUUCCCGACCACGUGCGCGGCCAUUCUGCGCGGCCCUCCUGGCCGCGUGCGCUCCGUCUCGGUCGACCCGCUGGGCGUCUUUGUCGCGUCCGGCGGCGACGACGGCUACGUGCGCGUGUGGGAGGUGCUGACGGGCCGCCAGCUGUGGAGCGCGCGCCUGUCGUCGGAGGAAGCCGUCGACGCCGUGUCGUGGCGGCCCGUGAGGGAGGCUUCGAUCCUCGCCGCCGCCGCCGGCGAGCACGUCUACCUCGCCGUCCCCUUCUCGCUCCUCUCGCCCGACGUCGAGCAGCACAGCCGCGACAUGCUGGACGCAGGGUGGGGCUACGCGUCGUCCAAGUCGCAGCCGACGCCCGCCGACGACGCGCCCAAGACCCCGCCAGGCGUCUGGUCGCGGCCCGAGCGCAGGCUCGAGAGCAAAGGCGUCCUGGUCCAGAUCGAGGUCCGCAGCGCCGUCAAGACGCUCUCCUGGCACCGCCGCGGCGACUAUUUGACCACCGUCUCGCCGCGCGGCCAGUCCUCGGCGGUCGCCAUCCACACCGUCAGCAAGCACCUGACACAGCUGCCGUUCCGGCGCCUCAAAGGCAUCGCGCAGACGGCGCACUUCCACCCCAGCAAGGCCAUCUUCUUCGUCGCAACCCGCAACACGAUCCGCUCCUACGACCUCGCCAAGCAGGAACUCGUCAAGAUCCUGCAGCCCGGUGCAAAGUGGAUCUCCUCGCUCGCCGUGCACCCCGGCGGCGACAACCUGCUCGUCGGCACCUACGACAAGCGCCUGCUGUGGCACGACCUCGAUCUGUCCACCAAGCCCUACAAGACGCUGCGCUUCCACAGCGCUGCGAUUCGCGACGUCGCCUUCCACCAGGGCGGCUACCCGCUGUUUGCCGACGCGAGCGACGACGGCUCGCUGCAGAUUUUCCACGCCAACGUCGUGGGCGACCUGAUGCAGAACGCGACCAUUGUCCCGCUCAAGGUGCUCAGGGGGCACAGGGUCAGGCAGCGUCUGGGCGUCAUGGGCGUCGAGUGGCAUCCGCGCGAGCCGUGGUGUGUGAGCGCGGGCGCCGACGGGACGGUAAGGCUGUGGACGUAGACGUAGACGGCGCAUGUCGAGGGGGGGUGGAGUCGUGUUACUCAUGUACCAAAUACCAACAGGCAAAGCAGUGCCUUGCCGGCGUCUAGGCGUACGCAGCACAAUUCUCUACGGCAAUAUAAUUCUCCAACGUCAAGACUGCACCCGACCUGACCUGACCCGACCUGAUCCGACCUGAUCUGACCCGACCUGAUCUGACCCGACCUGACCUGACCCGACCUGACCUGACCCGACCUUAAAGACCCAGCACCAGAUGCAAAAGACCCAGCACCAGAUGCAAAA
Molecule: messenger RNA, 2626 nt
Organism: Didymella exigua CBS 183.55
Lineage: Eukaryota; Fungi; Ascomycota; Dothideomycetes; Pleosporales; Didymellaceae
Product: ribosome biogenesis protein ERB1
Exons: 3
Coding region: 53-2344 (763 amino acids)
Biological process (GO): maturation of LSU-rRNA from tricistronic rRNA transcript (SSU-rRNA, 5.8S rRNA, LSU-rRNA); ribosome biogenesis
Cellular component (GO): PeBoW complex; preribosome, large subunit precursor
Molecular function (GO): protein binding; ribonucleoprotein complex binding
Source: RefSeq, a predicted model, not a curated record